This is a messenger RNA of Oryzias latipes (Japanese medaka), 1652 nucleotides long. The record is from RefSeq and is a predicted model, not a curated record. NCBI's taxonomy places the organism in Eukaryota, Metazoa, Chordata, Actinopteri, Beloniformes, Adrianichthyidae.
UUUUUGUGGUUUUUUAUAAGCCCUUUAAAUGGCAAAUAAUUUAUUUUGUAUUAAUCUACAAAACAGAAGUAUUUUACUUUAGAUCUUUUUUCAAGAUUUUAUUUUGUCAGUAAAAUGUUGGCUUUGCAUUUGAAAUUUGAUUUUGAAGUAAAACAAACUUGGGGGCAGUCUUUGGAUUUUGUCAUGUUGCUGCAGCCCCUUUUAAUUGGUUUUCUGUUUCACAGACAAUAAGGAGGAACUUUCUGUUUAUUCUUCUAUUAAAAGUAAAAAGCCUUUGACCAGCAAAACAGAAGUCCAAGCAUCGGGCAGAUGGUUUCAUCACCUGCUGUGUUUGGGGAUCAUUUGUUUCCUCCUGUGUGCCACCAUCAUCACUGUCAUCAUUUACUUCACCAUGGAAACAAAGAAACUGGAGCUGAAUCUCAGUGACCUGGAAGCAAAAAAUGAACUACUGACUUUGGAGAAGAAAGAUUUACAAAACCAGACUGAAGAUCUGAGGAUGAAGAUGACAAAACUAGAGAAUCAGACACAGCAGCUGACUGCAGAGAAGAUGUUCUUAAAGAACCAAACCAUGGAGAUGACGGUUAACAUGACAAUCCUACAAAACCAGAACGAGCAGCAGAGAAACAACAGUGACAAACUCAACAAGAUGCAGGCAGCAAUCAUCAGUUACACCAACUUUCCAGCUGAUCUCUUCUGCCCUGAUGGAGUUUGUCAGACGUGUCCCAAAGACUGGAUUCAGUUUCAGAAAAGCUGCUAUUUUUUUAAUCAUUUUAUUUCUCCGUGGAAAACAUGGGACCAAAGCCGACAGCUUUGUCAAAGCAACAAAUCAGACCUGGUGGUUAUCAGCAGUCUUGAGGAACAGACAUUCAUCUAUAACACAAUAGAAUUCUACCAUGACAUCUGGCACGGAUACUGGAUUGGUUUACAAAAAGUGAACAACAACUGGAUCUGGGUGGAUGGCAGUCCAGACACACUUGGGUACUGGAACAACUCAGGGAGCUCAGAAAUCUUUUCUAUUAUAGCCAAAAAUCCAGCUUUGAACCACAGCUGGAUCAUAAACCAAAAUGUCUUUUUGAACAGAUUCAUCUGUGAGAUUAAAGCUUUGAUUUUCUGAUCAGUUAAACUGAACUUUCUCCUGCUACUGUGUUUCUUCUGUGUUUACUUUUUCAAUUUUUUAGUUGAAAGGAGAUAUGUUAUAAACCUCAAUAUCAUGAUUAAAAUUGUUGGAAUCAAGCCUCAAAUCUCAGAAUAUUAGCUUUAAAUGUCUGCAGCUCUGGGUUGUUGCAUGACCCAACUUUGACCUCCUGAUCUCCUAAAAACAAACCCUGACCAGCCCACACUGCACUAGAGAACAGGGAGGAUUGUUGUUUUGUCAUCUUCAUUUUGGCCAAAAGUCCCAAAGUUCUGUGGUUCUGCUUUCCACUAACUUCAUGAUCUUCUGUCAUUUUAAUGCAACAUACCUGUUCUGACCGCUUUAGAUCUGGUUUUGUUCUUGUUUUGUUUUCACUGUGUACCAAUUGUGGAUUUGGAAAAAUGUUUAAAAACUACAGUUUUUGUCUACAUUAAAUUGCAUUUCUUUAAAUAAAAAUGUUGCUCUGUCCACUUCUCCAACUACAGGUAAAUGUAAAGAUGGUGUAGAAAUGUACACACUU